CCUAUUUUCUGUUUGAAAACAAAGCCUAGGAGCUGCAAAAUCAUCUGUUCAAUUGAAUCAAUUGACACAGACUGGAGUUGGUUCUACUUUGGAUGUAACAUACACAACACACGUGCUAUCAAAAUUGGUAGAAGCAAUCCUGGAACUGAAAAGCCAUUAUUUCGUUGCGAAGCGUGUCAUGCUAAUGUGACAAAUGUUUCACCAAAGUACAAGCUGCAUUUGUUUGUCAAAGAUGAUAGUGAGUCAUGUAAAAUCAUGUUGCUUGACACUGUUGCUAAAACCAUUGUUGGUAACACUGCUGAAGAACUUUGGAAUGGUUCAUAUGAUGAGAUAGAUGAUCCAGAAUUAUUGCCAGAACCUGUCCAUAAUAUAUGUGAAAAAUCAUUUUGUUUUGGAGUUUCAAUAAGUUCUGAUAAUGUAACAAAUGGAGCUGAUACUUUCUUCGCUUCUAAAGUCUGGACUAAUGAUACCAUGUAUCAUAUCGAGUCUGCUGCUGAACCAGUUUCAAAUAUUGGUACCACUUCGUCCACUUUUUCUGGUGGAGAGGUUUCCAUGUUCAACCCUAACUCUCGGAAUUCAUCGGAAGGAGUAUCAACCCCCUUCUCGAAGCGUAAGGAAGACGAUGCCGAACUAAAAGAUAUCACCUCGACCUCAAAGAAAUUGUGCACUAAAAGCAUAAAGUUGGAGAAGGCUAAGAAUGAUUAGUUAUGCUUGGGUUGUUUGAUGAAUUUUUGUUUUCAUUUUAUGUUUUCUAUUUUUCUGUUUGGUAUUUUAGAAUGUUAUUUUGCUGGUGUUUUCAUUUGCUCUUAAUUUUUUUAAUAUAAUAGAUCUUCAUCUGAUAAAUUUAGUCAUUUUAUUUUUGCUUAUAAAAUAUACUUGAUGGGACAAGUGAAAUAUACUUUUGACUAA
Molecule: messenger RNA, 909 nt
Organism: Brassica napus (rape)
Lineage: Eukaryota; Viridiplantae; Streptophyta; Magnoliopsida; Brassicales; Brassicaceae
Exons: 4
Coding region: 256-705 (149 amino acids)
Source: RefSeq, a predicted model, not a curated record